This is a messenger RNA of Ciona intestinalis (vase tunicate), 1938 nucleotides long. The record is from RefSeq and is a predicted model, not a curated record. Lineage: Eukaryota; Metazoa; Chordata; Ascidiacea; Phlebobranchia; Cionidae.
CGCAGCAGCUAUAGGUUUUCCGUAUAGACUAUAUUAAAGAGAGAAAAAGCGAAACAUAAGAUACAUAAACAGUCGUUAACUAUGUAUAUAUAUAAGUUGCAUAUGCGGUAACACAGACACGGGGUGUAUGUAGCUACAACACAUAUAACAAUCUAAUUGGUUAGCAAGUGUCAACGCGUGUAUAAUUCGUCGUAUUCGCAAUGCAGUCUGGAAAAUUCCCAUAUUUUGUGGUCAAAAUUAGGACCAUGCGGGCGCACAUUUACUGCAAUGUCCAGGCUGAGAACAAUCAGUUCUACAAACUACCCCGAGAAUUACCCAUCAAAGCAUAAUUGCUGGUGGCACAUUACUGCUCCUGCUGGAAACAUUGUGGCUUUGGUGUUCACUGAGUUUGCAACUGAAGGCUGUUGUGAUAAAUUAAAGAUAUUUGACUCACCAAUUAGAACAGGCAACAAUCAGCUCCUUAUUCGAGUUUUAGGUGGCGACAUAGCUUCACCAUUUCGUGUGUAUUCAAGAAACAACUAUUUAAGUCUCAGAUUUGAGUCCGACUCUUCACUGAGCUAUAGGGGAUUCUCAUUUACAUAUAGAGCUAUUCGUCCACUGCCUACUCCUUCUGCAGUUACUAGAACAACAAGGACUACUACAACAUCAAGUACCACGCUUGCUGGUGUAUGCGGUUUUACCAGACAAGUAACUACAAAUGAACCAGUUGAAUUUACGUCACCUAACCACCCUAGAAGAUAUCCACCUAAUAGUAAUUGUCAAUGGACAUUAUCUACUACCCCUGGUAGGGUGGUACAGUUAACUAUAGGCAGAGUGGAAACAGAACUAAAAUGGGACUUCAUUGAGGUAUGGGAUGGAAUCAGAAAGUUAGCACGUUUAGAAGGCCUACCUGCCACUCAAACAUUUGUAUCUGUGGACUAUACAGGACUAAUAGUAACAUUUCAAAGUGAUAGAUCCGUCAACAGAAAUGGUUUUCAUGCUGUAUUUAGGAGUGUUCCAGCUGGUAUAGUACCACCAGAAUUGACAUUGCCCGAGCUAUGCGGUUUCAACACAACAGCUACAAAUGCGUUUCAAAUUAUAACUUCGCCGUUAUACCCGAAUCUGUACCCUCUUGGUAUAGAAUGCAAAUGGUAUAUAACUUCCCCACCUGGCUCUACUAUACUGUUCAAUGUUACAUCUACGAAUAUAGAAUCUUGCUGUGACUUUUUAGAGAUUUAUGACGGAACUCGUGCAAUUGGAUCUCUUGCUGGCCGCCUUCGUGGUUGGAGAGCAUAUAGAAGCACUGGGAAUUUUAUGAUGUUGUUAUUUUAUUCAGAUGAUUCUGUUGCAAGAACUGGAUUUCAUGCAAAGUUUAAAUCAUUUACACCAACAAUAACAACAACAACAACAACAGCAAUACCAACAACAACUGUUCCUUCUUUAACUGUGCCAACACCAGCAACAAAAGCAUCAACAGUUGCUAAAACUUCUACAAUUGCUAUACAUACAACAAGUCUUAGACCAGGCACCACAUGUGGAUAUGAGACUAUUGCCUCUUCUGAGCCCCAAAUUCUGACUUCUCCGCAAUUUCCAAGCACCUACCAAAACAACUUGUAUUGUGAAUGGGUUAUAGGUAGCCCUACUGGGUAUACUGUUCAACUCACAGUGGGUUAUCUUGAUACUGAGUUAUGCUGUGACUACUUAGUGAUUCUUGUUGGGCGUUCUGAAGUAGCCAGAUUACGAGGAGUAUUAAGCGAGCCAGUAACUUAUUUAUCAGUCGUUGGAAUUACUGUACGUUUUGUUACGGAUAGUUCUAUCAAUGAAAAAGGGUUCCAGCUAGUAUAUAGGAGUGUACACUCUUCAAGCCCAAUAACACCACUGUCUUUACCCUGUAAGUAUUUAAUUAAAAUAUUGUUGUAACUUAAUUUAUCUAAUGUUUUUACUUGAGUAUUAAUUUGC